Molecule: messenger RNA, 481 nt
Organism: Somion occarium
Lineage: Eukaryota; Fungi; Basidiomycota; Agaricomycetes; Polyporales; Cerrenaceae
Source: the annotation of a GenBank genome assembly
GUCGCCUUGAACUCAGCAUCAUAUAUCUGCGUUGUCAGCACUUGUCACGACAUUUGGGAGCACGCUGGCCAACUGAGGUGCUUCAUGUCUUCCAUCCAUAUUUGCAGAUUUGCCCAAAGCCCCAUUUGGACUGACGACCAGCUUCUUGGCGCUGACUUCACCGUUCUUGAGUCUUUCGAGGCCCUUGGGGAUCGCCUCAAGACCCCCGGGGAUGAGCUCGAAUGGAUUGGGCUGUUUCAAAUUUCAGAAGUCGGUAUCAAGGUGGGCAUACCAAAAACCCAACUCCGAGAGCACGGUUGUGCUCAAGGUGGACAUUGCCAAAUGGUGAUUACGACAGUGCCGCCAGGCGAGAGGAUAUCAUAGGCGGUGUUCUGUGUAUCUUCUUCCGAGAUGGCAUCGUACACGGUUUCAACGGGUCCAGACGUGAUCUUCUUGACUUCUGCGACAAUGUCGUCAGGCGAGAGGGUGCGGUUGAUGGUAU